CUGAAAAUAAGGUAAGAAACCUUCAGAUUUCUUAUGGGAUAAACAGAAUUUAGGCUAGAAAUUAUGAGAGUUUAUAAAAAUUUAAUGCUUUGAUUACCUUAAACUAAGUUUUAUUGAUAUUUGAUUUUUGCACGUUUUUAUAAUUGUUGGUAUAGCUUCGAAAGCUGAUCAGGUAAGAUUAUGUCUAUGGUCUCAUUAAGCCUCUUAUAAUGACCCUCUUCGAGUCCUUAUCUAACCCUUGAUGCAUGUAUACACAAUGUUGAAUGAUCAAUGUGUCUUUAAAUCCACGUAUUUUCUGCAAGAAUUAUAAUUUGUAUCGAUUUUUUAUGAGCUAAUAAAGUUUAUUUCUACGAAGGUUUGUAUUCUCAUAGAUUUGUCAAGAAUCUUCAAAGUUUAUUCCUUAUCUCUCUGGCUUGUUCAUCCUUUCAGAAGGUAAGAGCCUCAUUCUUGCAAGUAAUCAAAAUGAGAAUUAAUAAAGCACGCAUUAAUUUCGAAUACUGCUCAAUUUCCUUUAAUAACAUUUUAGGCAGGCUUGUAUUAUUCGAUCGUAAAAACUUGGAAAUCAAGUAGAUUUUAUGAAAUAAGCCUAAAUAGAUUUUUAAAUUAGAGGAGUAAUAUGAAAAUUCUCUUCCUGAACAUAUUCAUUUAUAGGCUUGAUACUGCAGGAAUAUAUGAAAGAGCGUACAGAGAAUAUGGGGAAUAUGAGCAAUAAUGAGAAGGAAGAAAGUUUAGAUAUUGAUAAAUAAUUCAGAUAAAAUUUCUUCAAAAGAAAAUCUCCAAAAGCAGAAUUUGUCAUCUUGUAAAGUGAUGGAACAAUCAAAAGAGUCAAGUCACAAAAACAUUGCCCCAAUGCAAACCCCAGCAUCUUCUUCAGAAAAUUCAAUUUCUAUACCCUCCAAAUUUCCUGCUCAAUUCCAAUCAAACGCUUUCAUUAACUUUGAUGAUUCCUCUGAGACCACUUCAGAGAAUGACCCUGUCGGGAAUCUUCCAUCUAAGCCUGGCUUGACUGCGUUCAUAAAGGCAAAGAGCGUUGAACCAAAAUCCUCUAAAAACACAUUAUCUCUUUGAGAGGAAGGGGCUGAUAAAGUAAACAUACUGAUCGACAAGAAAAUAUCCAAUGAGAUUAGGCUGGUGACAGGAGAACCACCAAACCAAGGGCCUGAGAAAUCUAAUAUGAAGCCAAUGGUGAUUAACUCUAAAAGGAAGAUGUACCAUACCUCAAAAUCUAAUGUCUUUUCAAUGGUCAACAAAGAGAUUAACGAGAAGGAUCUUAGGGACUACAAGCAAAUAAUCCCUCAGCCUAGUACAACUAUUAAGAUCAACAAGAAGCAGGGUAAGAAGCCUGUCAAGAUCCAGUUGCGGAAGAACUCCUUGAGUAUUCCUAAAUUUGAACCUGGUGAUAUCUCCUCUGGCCUUAGUGACAUAAAGAAGUCUUAUAUCCCAGACUUCGGUUACAAGAAUCAACUUGAAUUCACCAGGCAGCAAGGAUGGGAGAUCGUCUUAGAUUUCAUCUCGAAGUAUCCUCGAAGAGAGAAGACAGCUAACACGAUAAGUGAUUUAUUACAGCAGAAAGAGAUGAUGAAAGAGCGCAGGAAAGAAGUCGUCAAAAAUAAAAGUUUCAUCAGAUUCAUCAAUCAGCCAGAAGACAGGAAGUCAAACUAUCCGAUAAUAGAAAGAAUGAUCGAUAUCAGAGAGGAUUUUGAGAACUUUUAUAGUGAAUUUGUUGAAUUUUCUCGAGAAUUUUUCAUACUAAAAGGAAGAAUCAAAGCCCAUCAUCAACAGAAAGUCAAAAGAAGAGUCAAGAAAUUGCUAGAAUGGAAUGAUAUGCACGCUUCAAAGAAAAAUUAACAUAGGAGACUCCACACAUAUUCUGAGUAUAAUUUCUGCAAAUGCACCUCCAAGAGACAGCUCAAGUGAGUCAAGUGUCAAUACCAAACGAAAGAAAAUCAUGCAGAUCGAGCACCAGAUGUCCAGAAAAUUUGAUGAAUAUUACUUCAAACAUAAGAAGGUUCCUAUUAAGUUUCCUACAAAGAGAAAUCUAACAAACCAAGCAUUAAGUAGCAAUAAGUCAAUUCUCAAGAUGGAAAGUGAGAUGUGGGAUGAUGAAAACUCUAAUAAGGAAUCAGAAUUUGGUUCUUCAAGUGGCCAAGAUAAUCCCAGAAAUUCUCCUGUUAAAAAGAUGAAAGAGACUAUAAAAAGUCCUCCAAAGAAGAAGAUUUUUAGUCAAAAAAUUACAAUUAAUCCUCUGAAGAUAUACAGAAGAGAUUUUAAGCAAGACACACUAGAACCUUUCUUAGCAGCCCAAAGCGCUUAUAUGAAAAACUUGGUCCAGAACUUUCAAAGGAUGAUUGCAUUGCUUAAAACUCAAAAUUGUCCCAAGAAAUCUACUGAGAACACUCAGAAAGAUCAAGAUAAAGUUGGCCAACACACUAAUGACAUCAAAAUUUCAGAACUAAUCAACUCAUUUUCGGUAUCAAGACUUGAGGGAAGCAUCCAGAGUUUCAUGAACCAAACUGUUCAAAAAUUAAACGAGAUUUUUGGAGAAAGACAAUCUGAGCUGAAAUAUUUUAAAGAAAAUCUCUCGAGGUUGCUAUCUUCUUACAAGACUAUCAACUCUCCGAAACAGGUCUUUAGUCAGAGGAGAAAAAGAAGAUGACGCAAAGUGGAAAUCAGCCGAAAUUUUGGAAAUCAAUAUCAGGCAAUCAAGAUGAAGCCGAGUCUUAUGUCUCAACGAAUCAGAAACUUUGUUAAACUUAAUUUCAGCAAAGAAGAGAAUCUGAGAAGAAAAAUUAAGAAGGUUAAGAGAAUUUAUUGAAAUGAUUAUCUCAGUAAAACCAGCGCUAGGAGGAAGAGAAAUAUAAUGUACAAAAAGGAUCUGAGAUCAAACUUAUUCACACCUCCAAGUACAAGGCAUCAGACGAUGACUCCCUUCACAGCUAUGUCUAAAGAGGAACAUGGGUCUAAAUAAAAUGGUCCAUCAAUAUAUUUCUGAAUACGAAGAAAUAUCACCUAAAAUGUCAACAAUCAAGAAAUCCUGAGCCAAGGACUUCCGAUUCCCAGCUUCAAGGAAUAUAAAAAAUAGGGGAUGCCAAAACUACUUCAGUCCUAAAAAUGAUGGUACCAAUCAAGAAUCAUUUCUGUUCAAGUCUAAAUAA
Moneuplotes crassus is the source of this 3155-nucleotide messenger RNA. The record is from the annotation of a GenBank genome assembly. NCBI's taxonomy places the organism in Eukaryota, Ciliophora, Spirotrichea, Euplotida, Euplotidae.